Messenger RNA from Aureobasidium uvarum, 1965 nucleotides. NCBI's taxonomy places the organism in Eukaryota, Fungi, Ascomycota, Dothideomycetes, Dothideales, Saccotheciaceae. The record is from the annotation of a GenBank genome assembly.
AUGGAUCAUUUUACAGACACGGAGUCGAGCUCGGCGCCGCCUCUCAAGAGAAAGCGUGUGGUGACAGCAUGCUUGGAGUGUUAUAGACGAAAGCAGAAGUGCGACAGAGAGAAGCCAUGCCAAAACUGUAUAGGGUCCAGUCCNACUGCUCUGCAAUCUGGACAGCAAAGAUCUGUUUCGGCCGAAGACAAUAUUCUCCUUUCGGGAUCAGCCCCAAAUGAUACUGCACUUUCCUCUUUCUAUGAUGUUCAUGCUUUCACAGAUUUGAAGAAGUUGCUCGAAGACGAUGAAGUUUUUCAAGUGUCCAAAUCUGCUCGAAUCCCCCUUGAUCAGAGUAAGCUCUGCUCGAAGUUCUGGGUGCUUGCUGCUCAGCUGCCGGACCCUCAAAUCUUGACAAGGGCAUUCAAGUACUACUUUGAUGAGGUACACUGGCGCUACAAUGUCGGCCAGAAAUACUACAUGUACAAGCAGCUCGAGGAGUGGACGGCUGUGGUACGUACGCCUGCUUCGCAACGGACUGGCAUUAACAAGGAUUCGCCAUAUUUCGUGGCCUUCUCGUUCGAGCUUCUUGCUGUCACACUCCAAUACAUGCAACCUGAUAGAGAGAUAGCUCGCCUGCUACGUGCAAACGACAGUAGAUCGUCAGUAAUCAUGUCCCAGAAGUACCAUGGUAUAGCAUCGGAACUCAUGCAGCUACUUGGUCGGCACAAUGGCACGAUUACUGUCGUCGACUACGAUCUGCUCAGAGCGAGCUGGCUCAAGAACAACGGUCGUGGAAUCGAAAGUUGGUACGCCAUCAGUGAUGGAGUCAGACAAGCUCAACAAUUGAACCUUCACCGUGAGCCACGGCCUCUUGGGAAAAGUAAUGACUCUUCGAAGACUCUCGAGCAGUUCUGGCUCCAAGAAUACGGAAGACGAGUCUGGAUCAAUCUGUUCUGCUGGGACUCGGGGACAGCAAUGAAUCUGGGCCGCCCGCGCAUGAUCAAUGCGAAAGAUUGUGACAUUAUCCUGCCAAUGGAUCAAUCAUUUCCAAACAAUCCUUCUCUGAUCGUACCCAUCCCAAAGGAUGAGCACACGCCUUCUCCUCUGUCUUUACUCCUUGUUCGCUACAGUAUUGCUGGCAAGAUCCAUGAGAUUCGCGAGCACGGCUUAGACAAGCAGGACGCAGGUUAUAGCUCAGUAUGGACUUUGCAUAAUGAGUUCAACAACCUACUGGACAGCCUGCCUCCUUAUCUCAAUCCGAUCCAUCCUGACACCUAUUUGGAUUCCAGUCACCCCUACCUCCCGCUACACAGAGAAGAAGCAUUGAGUCUCCUGAACCUGGUCAUCAUGGAACUACAUCGUCCUUUCAUCGCAAUACACCCGAAGAGUCGAGAGGCCGCUUUGGAAGCUGCUGCUGGCUCCAUUGAUAACCAGAAAGCUUUGAUGAAGCUCUCGGGUCGACAUCACUACGUCUACUUUGGUUUCGGCUUUUAUACGACCAACGCAGCAAUCAUGCUCGCAGCAAUUGCUCUGAUUUACCCAGACGAGAGCCAAAUCAAGACUAUUGAAUCGAAAGUACAGCAGGCUCUGUCAAUCCUAGUCAACAUCCAAAGUGCCAAUAUAGUUGCGCGAGCAGCGAUGCCUGUCAUACAACGGCUUUACGAUAGAAUUCGACUCUCUUCUCAGAUUGACUCCUCCGAAUCUACUAGACUGAACAGUCCUGGAUCAGUACCAAGCCAAGAUAGUGGCUAUAUACCCAUGGCGACCUCUUUGAUGGAUCCCGCUCCUGCUGAACCUGCCGGCACCGAAUUCAUGCUCGAGAACGCAGGGGAUCUAGCACUGCAAGACUUCACCGCAUUACCUGAUUGGAACAACAUGUCUCACGUCAAUGAUUUCGAUGCUGCUUUCUGGCUUGAUCAGCUCAACAAAAUGCCGGACAACAUGCCAUUGAAUGGUGUUUUCGGGCAAGGUAUGAUGUGGUAG